Penicillium alfredii is the source of this 882-nucleotide messenger RNA. RefSeq lists its product as uncharacterized. The coding region runs from base 1 to 882 and encodes 293 amino acids. The record is from RefSeq and is a predicted model, not a curated record. The transcript has a single exon. NCBI's taxonomy places the organism in Eukaryota, Fungi, Ascomycota, Eurotiomycetes, Eurotiales, Aspergillaceae.
AUGGAACCUGGUCGCCCUUGUCCUGAACUAUCUGGCUCUGAUGACGCUCAAGAGACAAAGUCGCUGCGCAUUACGCUCAAACUCCGUCCUCCUAAAGUCCAACCAGAAGAAGUCACUGUCACCCAAGACCAAUCUCCUACCCAACCCAUCUCUGUUGACCGAUGGCCCUCCAGCCAUAACAACCGCGAGACCUCCACUAUUCCCACCUCCCUUCGCAACCGUGGCUGUGUCCUCAGCGAGAGUGAGAUCAGUGUCCUGGAUCUUGGGCCCAGUCUUACCUCGCCAUGGCCGCAACAUUCCAACACGGCAUCCGCCAACACAGCAGCUCGUCUGACUCCCUCGUCGACAUCAGACCCUCACAUUGACAUGCCACUGCUGGGUGCGGGCACUGUGCUCCUCCCCACGGGCUCGGACUCAGACCACUGCGAGACAUUCGUCGAUCCACAACUCCAUAGCGAGGAUCUCGAGUCUGUCGCAGUCACGUCCGAGACCAUGUCCUUCAGUAACGAGAACCCACUUUGGCUGCGUCACCGCCGACGCAAUGACGUCCUCGUCACCAUUCCACCGGCAAACCGCUUCUUCGCCUACGGCGACCUCCACAACCUCGGGUAUGGAUACGGCCAUGCCGGCUUUGCCCGCGGCCACUUCUACAUUGCCGACGAGCCUGACUGUGAAAUCCGCUCUCUGUCUGUGCCUCAUUCCCCUAAAUCGCCACACCCUGCCAGACCUGUGGUCCAACGCUCCAAGACCUCGUUCGGGGGCAUGGACCUGGAAUUUGUGGCGCUGCGCAAUGCUGAGAUGGCGCGUAUGGAGCAGUCUCAGGAACUUUUCCCUGGCAUCGCCGUGGAUGUCCCUCCUGAAGAUGGAAAUGGUGGGAUUUGA